Molecule: messenger RNA, 483 nt
Organism: Gongylonema pulchrum
Lineage: Eukaryota; Metazoa; Nematoda; Chromadorea; Rhabditida; Gongylonematidae
Source: the annotation of a GenBank genome assembly
AUGCAAAAAGUUAAAGAAAUCUGGUGCCAACUUCUGGGAACGAAAGAUUUCGGGCCACAUGAUGAAUUCUUCGCUGUUGGUGGGCAUUCUCUAACACUUGUGCUGCUACGGAACAAGAUUCGAGAGCAGUUCGGAUUCGAGCUUCAGUUCGAUCGCUUUUACAAACGACCAACAUUGCUGGCACUAAUAGAGGAUAUAUUGAUGGCGAAGAAGUAUGCAAACACGGCCGUUCUAGAGAGAGUUUCUGGAUGUACUACUGAUGAGGACCACCACAUCCCACUAUCGCCAGUGGACGGUGCAUCAACUGAUGAGCACCUCCUCGUCGUGAAUUUUGUCAAACUCCGAGAGAACAGUGCUGCUACUGGCAACCUGUACAUGAUUCACGCAAUUGCUGGCACCAUUUACCCAUACUACGGAAUCCUGGCCAGCAUACCUGAAAGUCUCAACUUAAAUACGAUGUGCAAUAUCCAUCAACAAGUUUAA